Molecule: messenger RNA, 4033 nt
Organism: Dinoponera quadriceps
Lineage: Eukaryota; Metazoa; Arthropoda; Insecta; Hymenoptera; Formicidae
Product: eukaryotic translation initiation factor 2-alpha kinase 1-like
Exons: 8
Coding region: 248-2167 (639 amino acids)
Biological process (GO): protein phosphorylation
Molecular function (GO): ATP binding; protein kinase activity
Source: RefSeq, a predicted model, not a curated record
CGUGGUUGCUGGAUUAUUUCUACAGAAGGAUUAAAAUAUCUACAAUAUCGUGAGUUUUACAGACUUUUCUUUUCAAGAAGUCAGUGACCACCUGUCUAGUGUGUGUUAUCUAAGUCCAAAUGCAGCGGCCGAAGCUGAAUCUCAAUGAAACGAAUAGUCAGCGGAAUAUAUACGGCAGUUGGUGUUCGUCGGUUUAUGUCGUCGGAUGUCACGAAUCUGUCAAUUUAAUUUUGUAUAAAUUGUUGUUAUGGAGAAUACUCGCGACGAAGAAUCAGCAGAUUGCAGAAGGCCGGAGGAUAUUAAUAACUCGGAUCAUCCUUGGAGCACCUUGGAAACUAUUACUACGUUUGAUCAGGGUAAUAAUAUGAUGCCAACACUUCGUCUAAAUAAUAUUAGAGAAAGUCAAGACAAUAGACAAGUUGCACAAGUAAAUUCUUCAUCUAGUAUGUUAAUUGUGUCUAUUAUACAACAUUUAUGUGCCUUGCUUGAGAAAGAUGAAGCAAGCAGAAAUAAGUUAUAUUACGCAAUCUGUGAUAAAAUGCAUGAAUUUGAAUUAAUUGAUAAUUCUUAUAAUAUGAUGGAAUUUGAGUCAAUGAGAGGACAAUAUCAACGUGCCAUUUAUCGUUUAAUCACACUUGCACGUUCCAUAACUGGGAGUGAGAACAUUCUGCAUAUACCUAAUUACUUGCCGGAUUUUUCUCGUUACCUUUGGGAAUUUCAAGAAAUAAAUUUCAUUGCUGGUGGUGGAUUUGGCCAAGUGUUUAAAGCACUACAUCGUCUUGACGGUAUUGAAUAUGCAAUCAAGAAAAUAAGUGUACUCUCAAGUCGUUUGAAAACUAUAACUUCGUAUCUAAAGGAAGUGAAGACUCUGGCUAAGUUAAAUCAUCCAAAUAUUGUUCAAUACAAAGCAGCUUGGAUUGAGCCAUCGUUGCCGUCGUCCUUUGUUUCAAAUAUGUCGUCCGUAUCUACAGAAACAUCCACAUCGCACAAAUCACAUACAUUAGAAGACGCGAAAGAUUCACAAUCGGAGAACUCGCAGUCUAAUGAAAAUUCCACUAAUAAUUCAAGCAGUUUAAAUCUUGAUAAGGCAAAAGACAGUAAGAGGCAAACUACAUUUCUUCACGGCAAAACAGCUAAUAAGUCUGCUAAAAUAUCAAAAUGUCUACUGAACAUCAAGUGGGAGAAUAAAAUGGAUGACACUGCCAAUGGCUAUACAGCUAAUGAUGAUACAGUUAAUAAGAGAUUAAGUGAACUUAAUUCAUUAACUAAUAUGAUAGGGAAGCGUAUAACAGAGAAAAGUAUUACGCAAGAAUGUUCUGAAGAUAAUUCAUACAUAGUAUCUUUUAGAAAUAGCAAAAGUAGCGAGAAUAAAAGUGAAGCUUCAAAACAUUCUAACUCCGCAAAUCAUAAUGAUUCACAUCAGGAAUCCUCUAACCAUCGAGAAAUGUGCACAUUUUUCCCCACCUUCGACGUAAUGAAAACAAGCAAGUACAUGACAUUAUAUAUUCAAAUGGCUUUGUAUGAACAAACGCUCAAAGAAUGGAUGUGCGAGAGAUCAAACGCAACGCCUCUCCCGGUGGUCAAAGCGGUGUUCGAACAAAUUGUUGCUGGACUUGACUACAUCCAUUCACAAGGAAUCACACAUCACGACAUAAAACCGAGCAACAUAUUCAUUACGACGUCCGGACCACUUCAGAUUCAUUUGGGCGACUUUGGCUUAGCUUGUUCGUUACACAGAAAGAACCAUCAUUCAGUAAUUGGUACUCAAAUGUACGCGGCGCCGGAACAACUGGAAGGAAAAUGUGACUCGAAAAGUGACAUAUAUAGUACGGGAAUCGUUCUCACAGAGCUGUUGAUUCUAACGCAAACGCAAAUGGAAUUAAUACAUGUGAUCAAUUCUUUAAAGCAUGGCGACAUUCCUCAGGAUCUCAGCACUGAGCGACUUAAAUGGGCACGAUUGAUUAUACAAUUAAUAAAAGAGGAUCCUGUUAAACGACCAUGUGCGAAUCAGCUUCUGCAAGAUUUAAACGAAGAGAAGGAUGCCACGAUAACUGAGUUGAAAAAGAAUCUUCUUGAGAGAGAUAACACGAUUCGAGAAUUACAGAAAGAGAUCGCGUUGCUAAAGGAAAAAUGUGAAAAAUUGGAGAUAUCGCCGGAAAAGAUAUAAUGUUAUAGAUUGCUAUAUUACAACAGGUAAAAAAUAUUUUAUUAUCUGACACCGAUAAGACUGCUGAAUGUCUUAAUAAUUUUUAGUCGAUAAGACAAUCUGUUAGGAUAAGAACGGUGAUAAAUUUCUAUACAUUAUAGUUACUUGCGUAUAGUCUAUAAUACAAUUCGACUUAAUCGAACUGUAAAAUAAUAUAAUUAAAUAUUGGAAUGUUAAGAUCAAGUCGAGUAUAUGAAAACAUAAUGUUAAACAAUUUUUAGUCUUGUUACGCGUAUAUCUAUAUAAAUAUUUAUCGAUACAUAUAGUAUUAUACAUGUGUAUACAAAGAUUUUUUUUUACUGUAUUUAUUAAAAUAUUUCCGAUAAUCUCUUAAAGUCUUUCAAUCCAACAUUAUUAUUUAACGUAUUUGUGUAUAAUGAUUAUCGUAAGUUUGUUGCUAAUCUUAGAGAGAAAUAUUAGUAGAAACAACAAAGAAUAUUGCAAGUGCCAUUUUUGUCAUCAUUCUAAAUUCAAUCUUAAUUUCAGUUAUUCUUUUGUAUUUACCUAACUCUCCGUUAUUUGCAACAUCUAAUAGAUACAUGUUCAGGCUACAAUGUAUCGCCGUUGCUAUAUCGCUUCAAGAUCGAAUUUCACUCAAUGUUUUUUUUCUUUUUCCUUCUUGUUCUUUACUAUUUUGUAUGUAUUCUAGUACCUCUAUUAGUCAAAUGCUAAUGAAAGAAAAGUUGUUUCAAGAAACAGAGGAAAAUAACGAGAAAAUUAGUGUAUUUGUGAGAUAUAUUACUAUUCGUGGGUGAAAUAUAUUGCAACUAACGGAGAGUUAAUCUCGUGCCUAUGUUAAGAUAAUUUUCUUAAUAACAUGUCUGAAGAUGCCUUGAAAUGCUAGGCGGAAAUUCUAUUUAAAAAAAACUCUAUAAUUGUUCUAGUUAGGAACAAUGUUGUAGGAACAAUGUUGUUAGGAACUUUUAUAACAGAUAUGCAAUAUUUGUAAAUUACUAUCGAACAGAUAUGUCAUGAGAAAUCCUUCAGAAAAUAAUCAAUUCCUGAACUUAAUAGAAAUAAAAUGCAAUUACAUAUUAUUAUUUCAACUAUCAUUACUAAAAUUACUUUAUCACCGUUACUAGAUAUGAGAUCAUCAUAUGAUGGCUGUAUGAUAAGUAUCCGUGUUAGGGGAGGAAACGAAUUAAAAAAAAAUUCUUUUUUUACUUAUUUCUUAACAUAGUCUUCUUUCAGCUCGAUACACUUUGUCCAACGAUACUCCAACGUUUUUAUGCCAUCCUAAAAAAUAUGAUUUGUCGAACUCCAUAAAAUAGGCCUCUGUUUCAGCGAUGACUUCCUCGUUUGAGGUGAACCGCUUUUCGCCAAGCCAUUUUUUUAUGUUUGAAAAUAAAUAGAAAUCGUAAAGGGCCGAAUCACUGCCUGAUAUUGCUCUUUUUCCACGGUGGCAAUCAAAAACUUGUCCACUUUCAACAGUUAUCAAAACAAAACUACUUAAUAAAUCUAUCUGAAAUUUUGACUGUCGUCAUUCGGAAGAUAGCGUUAAACGAUGAUAUAUAGACUUUGAAUCAAUGACUCCAUCAGUCGUUAAACACGGGUACUUAUCAUACAGCCCUCGUAUUUAAUAUUUGAAUAUCAUCAUAUGAGAUGUCCGAUAAAUUAUAUGUAAUAUCAUAUGAACUGUCUGAUAAAUUAUAUAUAAUAAUUAUGGUCGCUCAGAUAAUGAUUAUAAAUAUCCUUAAGGGAGAAUGCAAAGUCAAAUUAAGGCAAUCAAGGUUCUUGAUUUUCUCACAAUGCGUGCCAGUCCUUUGCCCUUCCUACAAAUUAAUAUUAUCAUGUGAAUUUAUAUUUAUUAUUCUUAUAUUAUGUUAU